This is a messenger RNA of Paramecium pentaurelia, 916 nucleotides long. The record is from the annotation of a GenBank genome assembly. NCBI's taxonomy places the organism in Eukaryota, Ciliophora, Oligohymenophorea, Peniculida, Parameciidae.
UAUGUUUGCAUUAGUUACAGGAGCUGAAGCAGCAUGGAUUGCAGAUAUAUUAAUAGAAUUAGUUCCACUAUUGGCCAAUUCUAUUACUUCUUUGGUAAGGUUAUCAGACGCAUAGCAAACACAAGGAAUCGAUUUAUUAUAAUAAUAAGAAUUAGAAUUACAAAGGGGUCAAUUUUGUAAACAAAUAUUAUAUAAUAAUCAACCCAUUAAUGAUAUAUAAUUGUCAGAAGUGAUGAAUGAUUAAAUAAUUCAAAUAGAUAGAUGUUGUUAAUCUGUUUGGUAAUAUAUUCCAUCAGGUAUUGCAACCAUUUUUACAUGGGCAUUAAGUGGACAAGCUAUGAGGCAUGAAUUUGUUAUAAUAGACACAUAGAAUCAUAUAUGCUGUAUUGAAUUAGUGAAAGAUAGAGGAGAUUAACAACAAGAAAUUUAAAAAUUAAUUUUCAGCAUAUAUGGAUUAGAAACACAAGAUUAAAGAAAAAUUAAAAGAGAAUAAAUACUUCAAAAUAGAUCAUAUGAUAGAGUUUUAAGUUCAAUAAAUCUUAAGCAUUAAUUAUAUUUGAGCCAAAUAAAUUAUUUUUCAAAUUUGCUUUUAAUUUGUUGGAGAAAGAUAUAUUAGAAUAGCAGUAAAACAACUAGUUUUUUAAAUCUAUUUUAAAAAAUGAGUAAAUAAUAUGCAAGAUCUAUUUAUUAUUUUUCAGAAGAGAGGACAGAUUAUGAUAUUGUGCUUUAAUCAAUUUUUGGAAUUUUUACUGAUAAACCACUUUAUCUUCCAAGAUUAGAUAUGAUUGCAAUUGAAAAAUUAUUUUGGCAUGGAUCAUAAAUAUCUGAUUAAAUGAGAAAUUCAAUUAAUAAUUUUAUCAGGUUAGUAUCAUCUAUUAGAAACAGAAUAGACUUUUCUUAAACCUAAAUUGAUUGA